CUUUGGUUUGUUUCUUGUCGCCGUCUCCACGGUUAGUUCUAGAUCACUUUCCCCGUAGCUUUAGCUUAGCUCUGCAGGAGGAGAUGAUAGCAACCGACAACUACAACCUCUGGAUCGGAACGGGAAACCGGGCGGGCCUAGCUAACCAGACGAUUUGUUGCACGUUGCUAUGCUAGCGCUCCGGUCGGUCAGUGCCCACUCCACUAGCCUGGGCCAGCCAGCAGGGGUUUCCUACUCAAAGCUAUCCAACCAUGGCAAGCACUGCCUAAUUCCCGGGCACCAGUGGCGCGCCCAUUCAACCGUCGACACAGCAUCGUGGGGGUAGCUUAGCUUGCUGCAUUAUUUGCCCAUCACCGAAGGUUCCUCAUAGUACUCUCUUCGACUCUUUUGACCUUUUUUGUUUCCUUUUUGCUCACUUAAUCCGUUGCAUACUGUAACUGCCCCGAGCGAGUGAGUGAGCUGGUGAAGCCGCUCAACAGUUCGCGAGCUCGAUCUCCUACCGUGUAGCAGCAAGCCAGCAAUCAUCGAGCCGCUUGCUUGGAUACCCGCAACCCAGCUCCGUAUUCCAGAGCAGAUUUGGUUAAGCAGCUCCGAUGGCUGUACCGGUGGAAAGCAGGGGGGCCGCAGGCGGGUGGGUUAAGGCGGGGCGGGCCCACGUGUCGGCCGAAGUUUGGUGAUUAUGGUUGCCGAGAGCACUCGAGAGCGUCACGCUGCCAGCCUGCCGUGCCAGGUUAAUCGCCCCUGCUGGCGUCUCAACAAAAGCGGGCUGCGCUGAGCUGAGUGCUGAGGCGCUCCACUCAGUCCCUUGCUUGCCCACCAGCCUCCUCCUCCCUUAUCUCUUCCUCCCGGGUGGACCGACUCCUCUGCACCUGCAGCAAAGGUGGCAAAGCCAGCUUCAGGCAUCCUGCAUCUCCAUAGCAGCACAAGAUGUCGACGGUGGUCAUGAGGGUGGAUCUCGAGUGCGAGAAGUGCUACAAGAAGAUUAGGAAGGUCCUCUGCAAGGUCCAAGACAAAGUGAGCAUCAGGACCAUCACCUACGACGAGAAGAGCAACACGGUGACGGUGUCCGGGCCCUUCGACGGCGAGGAGGUCGCGGACCGGCUCACCUCCGACGCCGGCAAGGUCAUCACCGACAUACACGUCGUCGGGUCCGGGCUCGGAGGCGGAGGGAAGCAGAAGCACGCCGCCGCCGCCAACGCCAAGGCGCCCAAGCCCGGGAAGGCCAACGGCCACGGGCACGGGCACGCGCAGGGACAUGGCCAUGGCGGGCACGGCGGUGGAGGCCACGGCGGCGGGGGCGGCGGCAAGCCGGAGAAGAAGCACGUCAAGUUCGACGACGACGACGACAUGGACGACGACUUCGACUUCGACUUCGACAUGGGCAAGAAGCCGGCGGCCGGCGGGCACGCGCACCACGGGCACGGCCACGGCCACGGCCACGGCGGCGGCAAGCCGAAGAUCGUGACCACCAACACCCCCGUGGCGGCGCGGCUGGAGGCGCCCCGCACCGGGCCCCCGAUGUCGAUGGCCGCGGCGCCGCCCGUGCGGAUGCCGGGGAUGAUGGCGCCGAUGAUGCCGCAGCAGCCGCAGGCGACGGCCGUGCCGUCCAUCUGGCCGCCCGCCCCCGAGUGGGGCUACAGCACGCAGCCUUACGGCAGCUACAGCGGCCCGCCGGCCGGAGGGUACUACGGCGGGCCCGCGCCCGCGGCGUACGGCCACGCCGCGUACGGGCCGUCGCCGUACGGCUACGGCAGGAGCCCCUACGGGCAGCAGUACUACGAGGAAGAGCCCAGCGCCGGGUGCAGCGUCAUGUGAUCAGCUCGCCGCGCCUCACCCCCGUGGUCUCAGGUCUCAUCGCCCAUGGCCGGCCGCGGCCGGGCAAGGAAGCCUUUCGAUUUCGGAGAUACAGUAUAUGAAAGGUCUGCAACCUCGUGAUGUUUGUUGUUCAUUGUAAAAUCCCUACUAGUACAUGUUAGCUAGGGUGUAUAUUUUUCACUUCCUUUUGCUUUGCUUCAUGUGUUGGGGGCUUGGGGUAUGUGAAUACGUUCUCUUGUAUCUUGUUCGUGCGUUUUGGAGAGAUUAGAGUGGUUUUUACAACAGAGUGAGUAGGUGUGAUUGUAGGAUGAAGCGCACUCUCCAAUGUAAUUAAAGAUGAACAACCGUAUGCAUGCAUGCUACUCUUGCUGUCUCUGUCUCU
Messenger RNA from Panicum hallii, 2197 nucleotides. Its product is annotated as heavy metal-associated isoprenylated plant protein 34-like. Bases 928 to 1815 code for a protein of 295 amino acids. The record is from RefSeq and is a predicted model, not a curated record. Gene Ontology annotation, biological process: regulation of defense response to fungus. The transcript is spliced from 4 exons. Lineage: Eukaryota; Viridiplantae; Streptophyta; Magnoliopsida; Poales; Poaceae. Gene Ontology annotation, molecular function: metal ion binding.